Messenger RNA from Rhipicephalus sanguineus (brown dog tick), 608 nucleotides. RefSeq names its product receptor expression-enhancing protein 5. The record is from RefSeq and is a predicted model, not a curated record. The coding region runs from base 90 to 608 and encodes 172 amino acids. Lineage: Eukaryota; Metazoa; Arthropoda; Arachnida; Ixodida; Ixodidae. The transcript has a single exon.
CCGACGUUGCAUCCGAGGAGGCGUCGCGUAGCGCCGCCGAGGCAGAGCCGUCUACGGACGACGUGCCGGCGAAGAACACGACGUCGAAGAUGAAUCUCGUGUUCCGAGUCAUACGCCGUUUCCACGGCUUCCUCAGGUCGCAGCUGUACGCGGACAGCGUGCUGGGCAGGUCCGCCGCCGAGCUUGAAGUCGUGUCCAACAUCAGGAGGGACUUCAUGCUGUACGUCUUCCUUGUGCUGCUCGCCCUGUCUUUCCUGAUCGGCGCGUUCGGACGCCACAUGAGCAACGUCAUCUGCGUCCCUUACCCGGCCGCGGUCUCGAUCAUCGCCGUGGACAGCAACGUGCGCCAGCGUUACGUGAAGUGGAUCACCUACUGGAUGGUCUUCGGCUUCGUCAACCUGGCCGACAUGUCGUGCCUGCUGGUGAGUCGCUUCGUGCCCCAGUACCACCUGUGGCGGACGGUCUUUCUCGUGUGGUGCUUCUGUCCGUACAAGUGGAACGGCUGCAAGCUGAUUCGCGAGCGCCUCUACACCGCCAAGAACAUGAGGAUCGCGAGAGUCGUGUCCUACGUCUUCUACGAAGGCACCCGGAUGUUGACGGCUGAGUGA